Molecule: messenger RNA, 753 nt
Organism: Aspergillus ibericus CBS 121593
Lineage: Eukaryota; Fungi; Ascomycota; Eurotiomycetes; Eurotiales; Aspergillaceae
Product: NAD(P)-binding protein
Exons: 4
Coding region: 1-753 (250 amino acids)
Source: RefSeq, a predicted model, not a curated record
AUGAGCCACGGGAAUCUGCAAAAUGAAACGGCCAUCGUGACCGGAGGAGCCUACGGGUUCGGUGAAGGCAUUGUGAACAAAUUCAUUCGUGAGGGUGCCAACGUUAUUAUUAUGGACAUCGACUCAGACAACGGCAUACGAGUUCAGUCUAAUCAGCCGACAAGAAGUGCCGUCUUUGUGAGAGGAGAUGUUUCAAAUGAGAACGACUGGAAGGCUGUUCGCGAUACGACAUUGAAGACUUACGGAAGAAUCGAUAUCGUAGUUAACAAUGCUGAAAUUUCAUCUCUCAAUGUACCAGAAGACAUGUUUGAUCGUUUACAUAGCGUCAACGUCAAAAAUAUCUACCAUUCCGCAAGGGUCAUUGUUCCCGUCAUGCAACAACAGGGUGGAGGUGGCGUGUUUGUGAACAUCUACAGCAUGGGGUCCCUUCGUCCUCGUCCAAACUUUGCUUGGUAUGCCGCCACAAAAGGGGCAGUCAGCGCGGCAACCAAGUGUCUAGCCGCGGAGCUGGCAAAAGACAAUAUUCGCCUCAAUACUGUGUGUCCUGUUGCAGGAGAGACCGGAAUGACACCAUUGAUACUUGGGAACCCUGAUACUCAUGAGGCCAGGGGUUCCAUCCUGUCCGGUAUUCCGUUGGGUCGAUUUGCCACCCCAGCAGAUGUCGCCAAUGCCACUGCAUUUUUGGCGAGUGAUGAGGCUUCAUUUGUUACUAGAGUUGAGCUGCCAGUCGACGGGGGAAGGGCUUUGAAUUAA